AUGGCGACCGACGCAACAUCGCAACCCAGCGAAUUCGAGCAGCGACGCGCCACGCUCGUGGGUGAGAUCGGCGAGUCGCUAGAACAAGUUCUCGUACAGAUCAACGCGUUGAAUCGGAGUUUGGAGGGGAUUAUUGAGAUUGGUAAUGAGUUCUCGUCGGUCGAGGCGCUGUGGAGCCAGUUCGAGAGCGUGAUGGGGCGAGAUGAAGAGGGUGGUCCAGCGACAGGCACGACGGGUGGUGCUACUACGAAGGCUGAUGCAGGGGACGCCGGACACGGCGGCGGUGCCAGUUGA
Molecule: messenger RNA, 294 nt
Organism: Exophiala bonariae
Lineage: Eukaryota; Fungi; Ascomycota; Eurotiomycetes; Chaetothyriales; Herpotrichiellaceae
Exons: 3
Coding region: 1-294 (97 amino acids)
Cellular component (GO): mitotic spindle pole body; mitotic spindle; spindle microtubule
Molecular function (GO): microtubule plus-end binding
Source: RefSeq, a predicted model, not a curated record